AUGUAUCCUGUUCGCAUCUGUUCAUGGAAUAUAAAUGGGUUGCGCUCUAUUCAACAUCCGUUGAAAACUACUUUAGAUUCUCUUAAAUCUGAUAUAAUUUGUAUUCAGGAGACUAAAACCACACCUGAUAUAAAUAGGGAAUUCGCACUUGCGGAUAAUUACAAUGGUUAUUUUAGUCAUAGUAUACACAAGACAGGAUAUUCAGGUACUGCGGUUUUUUGUCGUAAUCCUCUCAAGCCAACUAAAACAUUCCAUAACUUAAAUGAUAUACUUGUCGAAUCCAUUUGCCGCCGAAAUAAUCCAACGGAUGGAUGGAGUUUUCUCAAAACGAAACUAAAUAUCACUCAUACUGAAGCUCGUAACUUGGAUGCAGAAGGAAGAGUACUGGGUCUCCAGUUUUCUACUGACAUAUUUACCCCCUUUCGAAUUCCCGACGAAAAACGGCCGCUGAUUGUGUUGUCCAUAUAUUUUCCCAGGUUAAAUCCAGAAAACGUUGAACGUUUGAAUUACAAACAUCUUUUCCAGUCUGCUGUACAACUUUGCAUUGAAUCACUUCUAGUAGAAAACAACGUAGUUAUUGCUGGGGACUUUAAUAUUUGUCACAAAAUGAUCGAUCAUUGUGCUCCAGACGAAUUUAUUAUGGAUGAGUCUUCAAAAUCUUUUCGCCAGUGGUUUGAUCGGCUGUUGAUUGAAGAACAGCAAGAUCCAAGUCUUAAUACUCAAAUCAGUGUUGGUUUAAGAAGAUUCGUGGAUAUCUUCAGGCUACUCCAUCCUCAUCGAGAAAAUGCCUUUACAUGUUGGUCGUCGCGUACGAAUGCUCGUCAAACAAAUUAUGGAGUCAGACUGGAUUAUAUUUUAUUCGACAUGAAACUUGUGGAGAUUAUCACCACCAUACCAGAUAACAGUUUACAAGCAGACUUGAUGUCACAUAUAAAUGGAUCUGAUCAUUGCCCAAUAUAUGCAGAUCUACCAUAUUCUUACAAUUCAGAUUUGAUUUUUUCCUAUUCAUUUCCACCUAAAUGCUCUCAUUACUGGCCCCAAUGUCAGAGGAAGCAAAUGGACUUAGAGAGCUUCGUAAUGUCAAAGAGUCAUUCCAAAGUAACUAAACAACCUUUUACUUCUCAUGACACACAAGCUUCCGUAUCCUGUGUAAGAAAUUCGCAUUCCAAAGAUAAACGUCUUGUUUUCAGGCAAACGAAAAUCACCUUUAGGGAGUCUAUACCAAUAGAGACGGCUACAUGUAUACAUGAUCAAUUUUCAAGUAAAGAAAAUACGACUGAAACUCUCCAAAGAAAAAAUUACGACCCAUCUCAAACAGCUCAGUCAACUGAAGCAUGGCGAAAUCUUCUUUCAGGGCCGAAGAAACCUCCUGUAUGCCUUGGACACAAAGAACCUUGCGUCAUGAGGACUGUGAAAAACUUAAAAACAACUAAAGGUAGUCGACUCGGCAGGCGGUUUUGGGUUUGUGCACGCCCUCAAGGCGCCCCAGACAAUCUAGCUGCCCGGUGUAGCACAUUUUUUUGGGAUGACCAAAUACCAAAAAAUAAGUUACUCUAG
Messenger RNA from Schistosoma margrebowiei, 1557 nucleotides. The record is from the annotation of a GenBank genome assembly. Lineage: Eukaryota; Metazoa; Platyhelminthes; Trematoda; Strigeidida; Schistosomatidae.